Colossoma macropomum (tambaqui) is the source of this 796-nucleotide messenger RNA. It is a transcript of the gene nrn1b, whose product is annotated as neuritin 1b. Gene Ontology annotation, biological process: neuron projection extension; nervous system development. The transcript has 3 exons. The record is from RefSeq and is a predicted model, not a curated record. Gene Ontology annotation, cellular component: plasma membrane. NCBI's taxonomy places the organism in Eukaryota, Metazoa, Chordata, Actinopteri, Characiformes, Serrasalmidae. Bases 65 to 616 code for a protein of 183 amino acids.
AAACAGCACACAGACCCGAACAGUUGAUAUGGCUUGCUAAGGUAAUUGCUCCAUUCUGAACUGCAUGAGAACAGAACUGACACAACAGAUCUCAAGAAACCAACGAGAUAAAAAUGCUUUAGCAAAGUCCCAGGGACCAUUCACACCAUCUUUUCUGACUGAUCUUAAUCACUGUUUCCACUGGAGGUCAGCUGUGUUACCCAAUCCAAAAAGGAAGAAAAAGAAAGGAAAAGGAGUGUCUUUACUCCAAGUGGCGAGCUGCACGGGGACAUGUGAGACGGUGUUUAAAGGAUUUUCAGACUGUUUGCUCAGCCUCGGAGAAAACAUGGUCAACUACCCCCAGGAGCUGGACGACACGGAGAACCUGCGGACUAUCUGCUCAUACUGGGAUGACUUCCAUUCAUGCGCCUCCACCGCAAUUGCAGAUUGCCAAGAAGGAGCUGUAGACCUUUGGGAAAAGCUCAAAGUGCAAUCGAGGAGUCUAAACUACAAGGGGAGCCUGUUUGAACUGUGCUCAGGAGAUAACGGCGCAUCCAGACUUGGUUUAACAUGGAACCUGGAACUGACAGUUUUGUCCAUAGCAGUCUCCAAACUGGUGGCAUGGCUCAUUUUUUGAAUGAGAACACCAUCAAGCAAAUGGCCAAAUGGAUCAGCUGAACCCUUUUCCUGAAGAAAUCAUCACAUCACUUGUUGUUUAGGUGCACAAAUGGAGAUUCUGUAUCAAAUGAUGCAGGGUUUGGGGAAAGAACCCAAGAGCCAUGCCAUUGGAUACCUUAUAUGGCAUUUGAUAUGGAAU